Molecule: messenger RNA, 2212 nt
Organism: Zingiber officinale
Lineage: Eukaryota; Viridiplantae; Streptophyta; Magnoliopsida; Zingiberales; Zingiberaceae
Product: RING-H2 finger protein ATL46-like
Exons: 1
Coding region: 293-1303 (336 amino acids)
Source: RefSeq, a predicted model, not a curated record
AGAUGAGGCACCGAAUUCAUUGACACGACGUCCCCUUCCCAAAUCCUAGUUCAAACUUUCCCUGUCUUAUAUAGACGGCCGCUGCAAAAGCGCCCCCUUUCCUUCCUGGCUGCUACUAUUGUAUUGUUUGGAAACCCUUUUUGUUCUUGCAUGCUCGAACAACCAAACCCUAGACUAGAUACCUGCUCCACAAGCAUGUGAUCUGCCACAAGAUUUGUGGUGCGACCCUGAAAAGGCUCCCCUUUCUUGCUUCAGAUGCUGUGGAUUUGGUCGCGGAUCACUGAGCAAGGUGAUGAAGGUCGUUCUGCCACUUCCUCCGUCGACCACCAAUGGAGUCUCUUCUCAUCGCUUUCGCACAUGGAGGAGGGAUUCCUUGAUCCCUUCGUCGUCGUCGCCCUCUUCCUCGAGUUCCCGGAUCAGCCCCGCGGUUCUCUUCGCCAUCGUCGUCCUCGCGCUCAUCUUCUUCCUCUCCGGCCUCCUCCACCUCCUCGUUCGCUUCCUCCUCCGCACGCGCCCUUCCUCCGCCGCCGCCGCCGCCGGCUCGCCCAUCCGCACCCGCCGCACGCGCCUCCCUGGAGACCCCGGCACGCUCCAGCGCCAGCUCCAGCAACUGUUCCACAUCCACGACUCCGGACUCGAUCAGGCCCACAUCGACGCCCUCCCCCUCUUUCUCUACGCCGAGAUCCUCGGCUCCAAGGACCCCUUCGACUGCGCGGUCUGCCUCGCCGAGUUCGCGCCCGAAGACAAGCUCCGCCUACUGCCCGCUUGCGGCCACGCCUUCCACCUCGCCUGCAUCGACACUUGGCUUCUCUCCAACUCCUCCUGCCCCCUUUGCCGGGGCCUCAUAUUCUCUCAGGGGAUCGCGAUCGAGAACCCCAUGUUCGGCUUCGAUGAUCCGACCGCCGACGAAGAGGAAUUCCAAGAAGUUCAAGAAGCCAAGGAAAGAAUGCUCUCUGUUAGGCUUGGAAAGUUCAAGAAAUUGAGCUGUGGAGAUACAGAUGGUGCCGCGGAAAUCACAGAUCUGGGGGAGACGAGCAGUAGCAAUUUGGAUGGUAGGAGGUGCUUCUCCAUGGGAUCUUACCAGUAUGUGGUCGCCGAUGCUAAUCUCCGAGUGGAUCUCACUGCUUCUUCCACCAGGGGAAGAAGGACCACUGGAAAUGCAAUGAGUAGAGAUGAGAGCUUGUCCGUGUCCAAGAUUUGGCAGUGGUCCGAUAAGAAUGGGAAGUUCCCUGUCUCUGCUGAUACUGCUGCUACGUUCGAUAGAGGCUUGCCGUGGAUUACUCCGUGCAUGGAGGAGGCAUGAACUAUGGCUUGUCAUCUCUAGUUUGGUUCUACUCCAUUUCAUUUGACCUGAUGCCCGUCUUAGGAAUUUAGGAAUAGGAAACUCUUGUCGAAUUCGACUGCUCAAAGGGCCAAGAAACGCAUCAAAACUUACUAGUUAAAGUUGCAGAGAACUGACAGUAACAAUGAAGAUGCUUCUUUGGUCAAGAAGCAUUUCUGACGUCUCUUCUUCAAGAUGAUGGGGAAUCCAAGGGACUUGGCAGUGAAUACCUUCCAUUUGAGAGCUACUUACCAUAAGAGAUCGAUUUACUCCCAGUGAUGCAGCUUUCUUGUUUUUGUCUUAGAGAAGAAGUCCUGACAAUAUCAAAACAAAUCUACCAGCUCCUUCCAGGGAUCCCUAUUUUAUGUCAAAUCCACCAUGGAGCUGUAUCAAUGAGGACGAUCUACAAAAUGCACCAAGUCCAUUUGUUACAAUUUUUCAUUGGUUUCUACUAGCCAAAAAGCUCUGCAUUUUAGUAAUGUUUGCUCAAACUAUGACAUGCAUUACAUUGAGUGCAAAUGUGGUACAAUUUUUGAUGAUCAGAUUUGACUCUCCCAUUUCAAUUGUAAUUGUGCUCAAAUAGUUGUGACUUGCUGCUUGAUAAGAAGCAGCAAAUCUUAUGUUUAUUGUUUCUUCAUUCUCAUCCUGAUCGAAGAAUUCAAAUUUCACAUUCUGUGGCAAUCCAACACUUUACAGUUUCCACUGAAAAGGAAUGCAAUUGUGGAUUCUUUAUCGUGCUCACUUUUGUACUAUAUGGACAACAACAGCACAUUGCAGAUGAUGUCUGCGGUCCACCACAAAGAAGUGACAAGGAAAAAUGCAGAACCACCCAACAUGGGCUCAGUUUCCAUCUUAGAAAGCACCAAACAUGUCCAGUGCCAUGCCCUUUUC